Molecule: messenger RNA, 384 nt
Organism: Macrosiphum euphorbiae (potato aphid)
Lineage: Eukaryota; Metazoa; Arthropoda; Insecta; Hemiptera; Aphididae
Source: the annotation of a GenBank genome assembly
AUGUUAAAACAACAAAAAUAUUUAUUUAAUAAUUUUUAUUUACAGAAAAAUAAGUCUAAAAAAAAUGUCAACCAAACAGAUACAGAUGCUAUAAAGAAAAAAAAACUGACAAGUAGAAAAAGAAAAGCACUUCUAAAAAUUAUAGAAAAAAAACAAAAGAGCCAAAAGAGAUCUGAAAUGUUAAAUGAAUUGAAGAGUCUUGAACUUUCAGCACCUUCAUUGUCUUUGAUGACAUCUAUAAGUCAAACACAAACGAGUGGAUUAAGAAAUGCAUUAAAAGAAAAAAAAAAAUGUCAAACACCUAAGCAGUCCAUUGAAGAAAAUGGGAGCUCAGAUGAAAUGACCGUUGAUGAAGAUGUUGGUUCAGAACUUGACGAAGAUUAA